AUGGCCUUCACCUCUCUCAUCGCGGCCUCGACCCUGUUCGCCGCCGCUGUCGUCGCUGAUUCGCCCUCGUGCUCUUCAAACUCGCCUGUCUCCUGCUCUAGCAACAACAUCCAGAGCACCUGCUGCACCGAGACGCAAGGCCAAGUCGUUUCAGUCCAGCUGUGGGACACCAACCCUGCCACCGGCCCUGCGGACCACUGGACCAUCCACGGCCUCUGGCCAGAUGCCUGUGAUGGCUCAUACUCGCAAUUCUGCGACUCCAGCCGCCAGACCAACAACAUUGCCUGCAUCAUCUCCCAGUCCGGCGACAACGACCUUCUCAACGACAUGAACACCUACUGGCUGGACCAGAAGGGAGACAACGAGAACUUCUGGGACCACGAAUGGAACAAGCACGGAACUUGCUACUCCACUCUCAACCCCUCCUGCUUCCCCAACUACUCCCAACAAGAAGACGUUGUGGCCUUCUUCCGCCAAGCCGUGAACCAAUUCAAGUCGAUCGACACCUACAGCAUCCUCUCCUCCGCCGGCAUAACCCCCUCCAGCAGCCAAACCUACUCCCAAUCCGACAUCAUCAGCGCGCUCUCGUCCGCGCGGGACGGCUACGCCCCGGUGCUGUCCUGCUCCAAGGGCGCCCUCUACCAGGUCGCCUAUACCUUCAACGUCCAGGGCAGCGUGGCCGACGGGCAGUUCUUCCCCGCGGACCCCAACGGCGAGAAUGGGAACUGCCCGGAUCAGAUUCGUUAUUUGCCGAAGCAGCUUGGGACGGAACCCCAGGCUACUAGCGGAUACUGUUAG
Messenger RNA from Dissoconium aciculare CBS 342.82, 798 nucleotides. Its product is annotated as ribonuclease T2. The transcript has 4 exons. Gene Ontology annotation, biological process: RNA catabolic process. Gene Ontology annotation, molecular function: ribonuclease T2 activity; RNA binding. The coding region runs from base 1 to 798 and encodes 265 amino acids. The record is from RefSeq and is a predicted model, not a curated record. NCBI's taxonomy places the organism in Eukaryota, Fungi, Ascomycota, Dothideomycetes, Mycosphaerellales, Dissoconiaceae. Gene Ontology annotation, cellular component: extracellular region.